UUGUUCUUAAUAGUUGUCAUUUCUCUCUGUUCCUCUGUCCUUUCUUUCUCUCUUCUGUGGAGGAAAGGCAAGGAAACUAAACUGAACCCACACAACCCCAAACAACAAAUAUACAAUUUCAAUAAUCAUGGCUCUCAAACUCAAUCCUUCCAUUUCUCAAUCUCACAAGAUGCCUUCUUUCUCCCUCCCACCAAUGGCCAGCCUCAGAUCUCCCAAGUUCUACAUGGCCUCUACCCUCAAGUCUGGCUCCAAGGAGGUUGAGAAUCUCAAGAAGCCUUUUAUGCCUCCUCGGGAGGUGCAUGUUCAGGUUACCCAUUCUAUGCCACCCCAAAAGAUCGAGAUCUUUAAAUCCCUCGAGGAUUGGGCAGAAGAGAACAUCCUGGUUCAUCUGAAGCCAGUUGAGAAGUGUUGGCAACCACAAGAUUUUCUUCCAGAUCCUGCCUCUGAUGGAUUUGAUGAACAAGUUAAGGAACUCAGGGAGAGAGCAAAGGAGAUUCCAGAUGAUUACUUUGUUGUUUUGGUUGGAGACAUGAUCACCGAAGAAGCUCUUCCCACUUAUCAAACCAUGCUGAACACCUUAGAUGGAGUUCGGGAUGAAACAGGUGCAAGCCCUACUUCUUGGGCAAUUUGGACAAGGGCAUGGACUGCUGAAGAGAAUAGACACGGUGACCUCCUCAACAAGUAUCUCUACCUUUCUGGACGAGUGGACAUGAGGCAAAUUGAGAAGACGAUUCAAUAUUUGAUUGGGUCCGGAAUGGAUCCACGAACAGAAAACAGUCCAUACCUUGGGUUCAUCUACACGUCAUUCCAGGAAAGAGCAACCUUCAUUUCCCACGGCAACACUGCCAGACUGGCCAAAGAGCAUGGGGACAUAAAAUUGGCUCAAAUAUGUGGCACAAUUGCCGCAGAUGAGAAGCGUCACGAGACAGCAUAUACAAAGAUAGUGGAGAAACUCUUCGAGAUUGAUCCUGAUGGAACUGUUUUGGCAUUUGCUGACAUGAUGAGGAAGAAAAUUUCUAUGCCAGCACACUUGAUGUAUGAUGGCCACGAUGAUAAUCUUUUCGACCACUUUUCAGCUGUUGCUCAGCGGCUUGGGGUCUAUACUGCAAAGGACUAUGCAGAUAUAUUGGAGUUCUUAGUAGGAAGAUGGAAGGUGGAUAAGCUAACUGGGCUAUCAGCUGAGGGGCAAAAGGCUCAAGAUUUCGUUUGUCGAUUGCCUCCGAGAAUCAGAAGGCUAGAGGAGAGAGCUCAAGGGCGGGUGAAGGAAGCAGCAACGAUUCCUUUCAGUUGGAUCUUCAAUAGAGAAGUGAAGCUGUGGGUGUAGAAUGGAAAAGAAAUGGUUAGUUUCUGUCUUCUUCACGGGCCUCCUCAGUGAGUCAGAAGUAGAUGUAGAAAAUCAGCUUAGUUUCAGUUGUAUGGGAUGAGUGUGUGAGUUGGGUUAGUUGUAGAUACAGUUGUUUUCUGAAGUGUUGUCAUGAGGGGGCAGCUGUAGUUUUAAUGUUGUGUUCUUUUUUACAUGGGUCUCUUGUAAGAGUUUGUUUUUGUCCUUAGUGUUUUGAGCAUAAGCAAGCAAUCCUUGUGGCAGUUUUGAUGAUGGUGGUGAUGAUGAUGAUGGACACAAUCUUCAUACCGCAACUUGACGACCUUUUCUGGUCUUUUAUGCAAAACACAAUUUACUCA
This is a messenger RNA of Manihot esculenta (cassava), 1680 nucleotides long. Its product is annotated as stearoyl-[acyl-carrier-protein] 9-desaturase, chloroplastic. The transcript has 3 exons. The record is from RefSeq and is a predicted model, not a curated record. Gene Ontology annotation, molecular function: stearoyl-[ACP] desaturase activity; stearoyl-CoA 9-desaturase activity. NCBI's taxonomy places the organism in Eukaryota, Viridiplantae, Streptophyta, Magnoliopsida, Malpighiales, Euphorbiaceae. Gene Ontology annotation, cellular component: chloroplast stroma. The coding region runs from base 128 to 1324 and encodes 398 amino acids. Gene Ontology annotation, biological process: defense response; fatty acid biosynthetic process.